This is a messenger RNA of Amborella trichopoda, 1580 nucleotides long. RefSeq names its product VAN3-binding protein. The record is from RefSeq and is a predicted model, not a curated record. Gene Ontology annotation, biological process: phloem or xylem histogenesis; auxin-activated signaling pathway; leaf vascular tissue pattern formation. NCBI's taxonomy places the organism in Eukaryota, Viridiplantae, Streptophyta, Magnoliopsida, Amborellales, Amborellaceae.
CCUCUAGGGUGAUUUUUUUUGGAACUGAUUCAUACCAGAGAGAGAGCGAACAAGAGAGAGCGAAAGCCGCUGCACUAACGUGCAUUCGUUUUUUUAUAAUAAACAACGGCUGGCCUGUAAGCCGAACGGCUAGCCUGAAACCCGUUGUAUUAACAAGCAUCCAUUUUUUUGCUUGUUUUCUGCUCAAAAGCCAACAAACAGCGCCUAGAGGGAAAGAGAUAUGGUCAGAUGAAGAAAACUCAACAAUGAGAUAGACUCAUUCUCCUACUUGGAAGAAAAGCUGAAAGCAUUUUGUUUGGAGAGAUACCUGAGCAAGGGACUCAAUGGAGCCAGCCAAAUGUGACUCAACCCUGAAACAAAAAUCCCAAAAAAUUUCCUUAUAUAGCCCAUUAAAGAUGGAAAGGGUUGACAGAAGAAGCAAGAUUACAGGAUUCCAGCAGGUAGCAUUGCCGGAAUUAAGACGCACGAUGCCUGAAUUCCCAAAAGGAACUUUGGGAUAUGCACUGGAAAACAGUUCAAAGAACUCAAGGGAGAAUAAAUCAGAGAUUGUCGAAAUCUUGUCGAGAUCAUGGAGCAACUCUUCCAUGGAAAUCUUUCAAAUCUUAUGCCAGAGCUUGGAAUUACCUGCAAGUAAAGAAACGAAAGAAGAUGGAAAAAUGGCCAGGAAACAAGAUGCUGGGAAGAGAAAACAAGAUCUCUUGGUUUUCAAUCACAUGAGCAGCUCAAUGCAAUGGCUCAAGGAAGGCUCAUUAUGGAGAACCAAAGAGGCCAGACUCCACUGUCGGAUACAAAAGGCCCAAGUCCAUGUGGCAGUGUCAGCGGCGAUAGUGGCUGCCGCCAUCGCUUCUUUCACAGUGAAACAAGCGAUGGAGAGAGCAAAUGGACGUAAGAACAUGGCCUUAGCAUCAGCGUCUGCACUUGUGGCUGCCCGGUGCGUUGAGAUUGCAGAAUUCCUGGGUGCCCGACAUGAGCAGCUCUGUUCUCUUGUUAGCUCCGCCGUGGCUGCGUCGUCCCCUGUCGAUAUCCUUCAUAUGGCCACAAAAUUGCAGACAUGGACAGCUCUCAAAGGUAUGAGGGCAGCAUGCCCUCCCAAUCCUAAGAAAAUAGACGGCUCAGAUUUAACGUUGAAUUGUCAGGCUUUGGCCAUGGGGAGGGAUCUUCCAACGUGCACAGAGAAUGGGAAGACAAAGCUAAAGAGAGUGUAUAUCUAUAUGAAGCAGUCACAUGUGUUCCUUAGACUUAGAAACAAGCACUGGGGAGGCAUCUUUACUACCUCUACAUAUCAUACAAUUGUGGAAAUGAUGGAAAACCAUGGAGAAGGUUGGGAAGGAAGAUGCUGCUUCACGAAUGAAGUGAAUGGCUUCUCCUUCAUUGGUAUAAGGACCAGUCACGACCACAAAUACUUCUUCACCUUCAAAGAGGAAAAGGAAUGCAAUGUUUGGGCAUCAACCAUCUCAAACCUGCUUCAACUUUCCACCACCAAACCAAAUUAAGACAUCAUCUUUUAUUUUAUCUUUAUCUCAAAAAUCACUUUGUAAAUCUGUGUUCCUUCCUCUUAUGGACAGUUUCUACUGGUAUUU